CAACAACUGCGACACCUCUGACGAUGACAAAAACCUCAUCAGUAGACCAAACUACAAAGCCUACUACAUCUUCGUCAACAACAGUGACACCUCUGACGACGACAGAAGUAACACUUCAAACCACGUUAGACAAAACUACAAAGCCUACUACAUCUUCGUCAACAACAGUGACACCUCUGACGACGACAGAAGUAACACUUCAAACCACGUUAGAUACACCUACGGUAUCUUUGGGAACAAGUUUGUCACCACUGACAACAACGGAAUUAGCAAGUCAAACUAUGUCAGGAACAACAACUGCGACACCUCUGACGAUGACAAAAACCUCAUCAGUAGACCAAACUACAAAGCCUACUACAUCUUCGUCAACAACAGUGACACCUCUGACGACGACAGAAGUAACACUUCAAACCACGUUAGAUACACCUACGGUAUCUUUGGGAACAAGUUUGUCACCACUGACAACAACGGAAUUAGCAAGUCACACUAUGUCAGGAACAACAACUGCGACACCUCUGACGAUGACAAAAACCUCAUCAGUAGACCAAACUACAAAGCCUACUACAUCUUCGUCAACAACAGUGACACCUCUGACGACGACAGAAGUAACACUUGAAACCACGUUAGGAACUGCGGAUGCCAAAAAGGCUAUAGAAGACUUAUCCUUAGACUUAACGAACAAACACUAUAAUGAUAACGACGCUCUUAGAAACAUUGAGAAUCUAGAACAAACCCUAGAAAAAACGGACGUGAAUGAAACUACAUACCUAUCAAGUGAUGUUGUCGACGUCCUCCUAUAUAAAAACACAGAUGACUUCAAAGGUCUUGAAAUUCAAGCAAAUAACACAGAGGCCAGGGUAAAUGCCUCUGUGUUGAACAUUAAAGUGAAGAUUCGCAUACCGACAGAGUUCAACCUUCAGAAGAAUGAUAAAGUUGUUUUCUCCAUGAUUACAUUGCCAAAUAAUACUUUCACAACAACUCAUUCACUGUAUGAGAAUCUGUUGGUUGGCCUGAGUGUGGCUGGCAAGAACAUUUCCGGCCUUCGAGAUCGAGUCAGCAUCAGCAUAUAUCUCACAACUAGGCUGAUGAAAUCCCAAACACUCAAAUGUGUGUUCCUAGAUACUACAAGCGAUUUAACAGACAUCAGCAGUAAUGGAUGUGAGACAUUGUGGGGCGAUAAUCAGCAGUGCAUCACUUGUUCCUGUGACCAUCUCACAUACUUUGCUGUACUCAUGGUGUCUGCAGACCUCUCACCUAAAGACGCUGAGAUCUUGUUCUACAUCACCUACAUUGGCUGUGGUAUCUCUCUGUUUGCUCUGGUCGUCACUGUUGUUCUCUUCAUCACAACCAGGAAACUCAGAGCAGACGAUUCCAAGAAGAUCCACAUCAGCCUGGCAGUCGCUCUGAUCCUCCUCAACGUUCACUUCCUUCCCAGCCAGGCGGCGGCAGCGUCGUCCUCCACCGCGCUUUGCCGUUAUGUGGCUCUUCUUCUUCACUACUCCCUGCUGGCCUCUUUCACCUGGAUGGCCUUGGAGGGCUUCCACCUCUACCUUGUCUUGGUCAAAGUCUUCAACAUCUAUAUGAGGCGAUACCUGCUGAAACUCAGCGUGGUGGGAUGGGGUCUUCCGGCGGUCAUCGUGACAAUAACGGUGAUCAUACGCAACGACAUCUACGGUCGUGGACCCCUGAACGUCUCUAAAACUAAUGAAACUAUAUGCUACAUAAAAGAUGACACAGCAAAGAUGGUGACCACACUGGGCCUGUUCAGCGUAGUGUUCCUCUUUAAUGUGAUCAUGUUUGGAUUGACAAUCAAAUGGUACAUGGGUGGUGAUGUAAACAAACAGCACGGACAGAGGCGGCAUCAUCAAGCCAAGCAGGAAAUUUGCACCCUGCUGACACUCACGGUCCUGCUGGGACUGGCCUGGUGCCUGAUCUUCUUCUCGUUUGGUCACCUCGAAACUCCCGGCCUCUACAGCUUCUGCAUACUGAACUCUUUGCAAGGUUUCUCCGUCUCCAUUUACUUUGUGUUGUCGUGGAAAAAGUCCAAAGAAGUUGAACUGGGAACUGGGAAGUCGAGUUCUGAAACAAAAAGCUCUAAAAUCUGAAUUUAAAGUGCUUGGAGGAUUUACACAUUCCUGCCAUUUUACGUCUCUUAGUUUUGUUGUUGUUUUUUGUUGUAAAUAUCUAUAUAUAUUUUUCAAAAAAUGGGUGCUAUGAAUAGUUCUAUGUCAUUUUAUUCAAAGUAAAACUCUGUAAUACUGUAGUUUUUUAAGCUUACUUUGAAAGAAUUCUCCAAGCUUUUGGUUUAAAUACUUGUGGUUUUUCCAUCCUUUUGAGUCUUUGAUAUCCCGUCAUUUUAGCGAGAAACGGUGCCGCUCUGGUCAACGUUCUCUCAGAGUUACACUUCACAUAACAUUAUGAUGUGCAUUCCAUUUCUUUGAUUUGGUUUUUCUUA
This is a messenger RNA of Xiphophorus maculatus (southern platyfish), 2455 nucleotides long. RefSeq names its product adhesion G-protein coupled receptor G5-like. The transcript is spliced from 21 exons. Gene Ontology annotation, molecular function: G protein-coupled receptor activity. Gene Ontology annotation, biological process: cell surface receptor signaling pathway; adenylate cyclase-activating G protein-coupled receptor signaling pathway. The record is from RefSeq and is a predicted model, not a curated record. Gene Ontology annotation, cellular component: membrane. Bases 24 to 2105 code for a protein of 693 amino acids. NCBI's taxonomy places the organism in Eukaryota, Metazoa, Chordata, Actinopteri, Cyprinodontiformes, Poeciliidae.